Messenger RNA from Phragmites australis (common reed), 792 nucleotides. RefSeq names its product mitochondrial intermembrane space import and assembly protein 40 homolog. NCBI's taxonomy places the organism in Eukaryota, Viridiplantae, Streptophyta, Magnoliopsida, Poales, Poaceae. The transcript has 4 exons. The coding region runs from base 69 to 518 and encodes 149 amino acids. Gene Ontology annotation, cellular component: mitochondrial intermembrane space. The record is from RefSeq and is a predicted model, not a curated record. Gene Ontology annotation, molecular function: protein-disulfide reductase activity. Gene Ontology annotation, biological process: protein import into mitochondrial intermembrane space.
AGGGGUACCUCUUUAGCAAAAGGGUAUAAACCGGAGGACCGCCGCCUGCUCCUGCUCGACUUCUCGCCAUGGGCCAAGAACAGAGCCAGCCAGCCCCGCCGGCGGCGGAGCCUUCCCCGCCCGCCGUGGAGCCGUCGCCGCGUUCUCCUGCCCCGGCGUCCUCCUCCCUCGAGGCGCUUGCUGCAGAGGCUAUGUCAUUUGAUGAGGAUGACAAUGAGGAGUCAAUUGAUGUGAAGGUACAGAAAGCUCUGGAUUGUCCGUGUGUAGCUGAGUUGAAAAAUGGUCCCUGUGGAGGACAAUUUGUCGAUGCAUUUUCCUGCUUUCUUAGGAGCACUGAAGAAGAGAAGGGAUCAGAUUGUGUGAAACCCUUUAUCGCAUUGCAGGACUGCAUCAAAGCAGACCCAGAGGCAUUUUCUAAGGAGAUUUUGGAGGAAGAGGAGAAUGACGAGGAAGCAGAGAAGUCCAACCUGAAAGUUAGAGCUCCAGGGUGGUCUAAAGAAUCCAAACCGAAGCUUUGAGAUUGCAUGGUGUUAACUGAUACUGAGAUUCAUCCAGUCCGCAGACAUCACACUAUUUCUCUUAUAAACCGUUCAGUUGUAGAUUGAUUUCAGAGAGCAAAGAGUCAUCUGAAAUCCUAUGGCCGAAAUACACAUAUUUUGUGUAGUACAAAUGUUUCACAUUUUUUUUAGAAAACAUACAUGCGAUUGCAAUUGGGAACCGACCAACAUGUAAUCCGAACAAUUCGAUUGCUUGAUACACGGGCUAGUAGAGAUACAACCGAGUUAAUUUCCA